UGCUACGUAUAUAAUGACGAACAGAGCAAUCUAUUGAACGACAUCGAGACCUAUCGAUUGAACGAAAUUUUCUUCGCCGUUCAGAAAAAACCCAAGAGCUAUUGAUUUUAGAUUCUGGCGUCUUGGAAACUUAUAUUAGUGUGCUUGUCACGAAUUCAGUUUCGGAAUUUUAAAUCGAAUUUUUUUUUUUUUUUUUGUGAAGGUUGAUUCUCAUUUCAAGAAUCAUUUUUUCGUAAAAUCUUGAAAGUUGUAAGAAACACCCGCAAUAUGGGACAAGAGUCGUUUGUCUACAGCUCCGUGGCUCGGGGAACAACGGUGGUGGCCGAGUACGCUGCCGUGACUGGGAACUUUCCGGCGGUGGCGACUCAGUGUUUACACAGAAUACCAUCGGCGAACAACAAGUUCAGCUACAACUGCGAACGCCACGCCUUCAACUUCCUCGUCGAGGACGGCUACGCUUAUUGUGCUGUUGCCAAAGAAUCUGUUGAGAAUCAGCUUUCGUUCGCUUUUCUGGAAAAUCUGAAAGGAGACUUCGAGAAGAUAUAUGGCGGUGGUACUGAAGCGGACACGGCUGUUGCCAAAAGUCUCGACAAGGAGUUUGGCCCCAUUAUGAAAGAGCAUAUGCAGUAUGCAGUUGACCAUGCCGAUGAGAUCAUUGGAAAACUAGCGAAAGUGAAGGCCCAAGUCUCUCAAGUUAAAAGUGCUAUGCUCGACAACAUUGUCAAGGUUACAGACCGGGGAGAAAGCCUUGCAAUUUUGGAUGGCAAGGCUCAAGAUCUAUGUGAUUCGGCCCAACAAUACAAGAAAACGGCGACGCAGAUCAAGCGGAAGAUGUGGUAUAAAAACAUGAAAACAAAGUUGGUUGUGAUCGGGAUUCUGUUACUUUUGGCCUUGAUAAUCUGGCUUUCUGUUUGCCGUGGUUUCAAUUGCGCCAAGCAGUAGCGAAUUCAGUAGAGUUUUGGAUUCAUCAUAUUCUUUCCCCUGACAGAAUGGAAUGACAAAAAAAUAUGAUUCAUGUAAUUGUUUGUGCUAUAACUACAUGGUCUGGUAGAAUUAUAUUAUAGAUCUUGUUUCUUCGAAGCCUGUAUUCCUUGUCUUCUUUGACUUACUUCCUGUUGGUUUUAUCUACCCAUAUGCUUACUUUCCGACGCUAUCGACUCUAUUACGUACGGCCAAUCAAUAUAGACUUUGGAAUGAUUUUAAUUGGGCCCCACUAGUAGAUGGUGAGAAACAAGAAUGGUCCUUUGAAAUAGUAGAAUUGCGCGUAAGCCAUCCCAGAUACAUGAAUAUUAUGAAGGGAAAAUGAAUAAUCCUCAAACGAAUUUUCAUAACAAUACCCACCCCCAGUUUGGUCUAAAUUUAAACCAAAAAAGAUUGAUACGAACAGGAUAAUCAUGUGAACAAAACAUUUGGGAAAGAAAAAGCAGAUGGGCACUAAAAGCAAGUUCACUUGAGAGCUAUUUAAACUGCCAAAGCCCAAAGUUCACAAAAUAUAUUGCCAAAUGGUACUCCAGUACCGGUAAUCUAAGUUGCUGUCAAAAUUCAGAAAUGACAAAUCUAAGAUUCAGCAACUGUAGUAAAGGUAUUUACCAUUUAAUACCAACAGGUGAACUUGCUCUAAUAUUCCAAACUUAUAUCGCCCACUUUUCACCCACAUAUUUGAUCCAUUUUGAUCUUCACAGCGCAUAUUGCCAGACAAAUCAUGUACCAACAAAUAUCUGAACCCAAGAGAAAAACUAGCGCGCUACAUACAGUGCAUGUAAGACUUCCCACAGAAGGAUUGACCACGCUGAUCAAUGCAGUUCAAAGGAAAUUAUAUGCAGCUAUUGAUCAAUGCAGAUCUAAGUAGAUUAUAUAUAUGCAGCCAUGACUGCUUCCCGAAAACCACCCGGCCAGAUUCUGCCAAAGCAAAGGGGGUUCUUCAAUAAUCCCUUAACGUACAGCCUGCUAGAAUAAUCUCACCAGGCAGAGAUAAAAUCACAGAGAUCUUUUACUGUGUUACCAAACAAUACAUAUUAAUCUUACAAAGUGACACCCUCGAACACACCAAGUCAUCAGCUACAAUUACAGUAGUACUUAGAAGGGAUUAAUAGUACUGUCCUAGACUUCUACUAUCUUCGUCCAACCAGAAGUGUCGAUCAGAAAAACAGGAUUCAGUUCCUUUGCCUGAAAACAAGGAAGUUAACAAAGGCAAAGAAUCAACAUAACGGCCACAUUGAUAGAUCCGUGUGUAUUUGCACAUAAAUGCAAUUGCAAGUAAUGAAACUCCAAAAGCACAAGUAGCAUGGCUCCCAAAAAAGUUCAACAUUUCCUGUUAUGACACGCUACAAUGCUCAGAAAAAUCCUACACGAUUACCAGAUGGUUUUUGUAUUGAGGGGGCUUGAAACCUUGUGCUUACUUUCCUCGAGUGUUUUGAGUAAGUCGCUCCCAUUUUCAAAACCUAUCUCACAUAGAUCUUUCAAAAUGUAUAAAGUAUCUGUGCAGGACACCCAACACUCGCAAGAGUAUGGGAUUCGUGCUGAACGUAUUUAGUUGGACAAUAAUUUAGCAAGAUAUUGCUAACUCAAAUUUCUCAAGAGAAUAGAGCUCCUAUAAUAUGGAUGAAGUGGUCUUAAGAGAACUAGUAAA
Rhododendron vialii is the source of this 2629-nucleotide messenger RNA. Its product is annotated as vesicle-associated membrane protein 724-like. Gene Ontology annotation, cellular component: membrane. The record is from RefSeq and is a predicted model, not a curated record. Gene Ontology annotation, biological process: vesicle-mediated transport. Lineage: Eukaryota; Viridiplantae; Streptophyta; Magnoliopsida; Ericales; Ericaceae. The coding region runs from base 268 to 942 and encodes 224 amino acids. The transcript has 5 exons.